CGGUGGACUUUAAAUUCCUGACAAAAACACUUGUUUACAUGACACAAGUGCCCAGAUGAGGCAGUGCUGCUGCUCCUCUUUUCACGCUCCUCCUCCUCCUCUUCCUCCUCCCCCUGCUCCUGCUCUCGAUCCCACAGGGACUCGCAGCCUUUACAUUCCUCUCAUUCCAGGCGCAGCGAACAAUCGGCCCUCAGUUACUGAUUAGUGCGCCGCGCGCUGCGCUCCGCUCACUCCACGGCUGGCCGCCGGCGCGCGCACAUGUUCAUGGAGUAAAGGAGCUCUGGAGACUGGCGUGGAUUUAACACGAAUACAUCUUAUUUUCCUCAGAUGCUGUCUGUGUGAUGCGACUAGAAAGUGAGCUGUGAGUCUAGAGCUUCUUCUCGCCAUCGUUUAUAUUUUCCAACGUGAUUCCAGCCGACGGACAUGAGAACGUCUGAAGCCUCCUCUGGAACGGUGCUGCACCGUCUCAUUCAAGAGCAGCUGCGAUACGGAAACCUGACUGACACCCGUACGCUCUUGGCCAUCCAGCAGCAGGCGCUGCGAGGAGGCAGCAGCAGCAGUGGCGGGGGCACAGGCAGCCCCCGCUCCUCUCUGGAGAGCCUGACUCAGGAGGAGACCCAGUACAUGCAAAUGUCAAUGAGGCAGGAGCCUCAGGGCCAGGAGCACCAAGGGGACGGUCUGCACUCCGAGGGCCCCGUGUGCCACCUGUACCAGCUCCACGGGGAGGAGCUGCCAACCUAUGAGGAGGCCAAAGCACACUCCCAGUACCUGAACUCGCAGAGGGAGCAAGCGGCACAGGAAGUCCGUGACAUGAGUCAAAGUGAGGCGCAGUGGGACUUAAAGAGAGAGCAUGCUCGCUCUCUGAGUGAAAGGCUCAUGCAGCUUUCGUUGGAAAGAAAUGGACUUAAAGACUGUCUGGCUAUGAGCUCUUCGAACAGCUAUCCACAGCUCCAUCACAGCAAUGAUGUGCCUCCUGGCAGACAGGGGGCCAUGCAGUGUGGAGAGCAGAGAGGGCCACCCCCGGAUUAUCCCCUCUACGCCAGAGUUCCUGAAUACAUGCUCAGCCACUCACAGGAUCAUGCCCAGUACCACCUGCCUCCUCCAAUGUACCCGCAGCAUCCCAGCAGGUCCAUCCAACCCCAGGUGGUUCACAGCAGCAUCUCCUCAACCUCCAACAUCAGCGGCGUGUUGAUGCGCGAGAAUGAGAGGCUGAGGAAGGAGCUGGAGGUGCACACCGAGAAGGAUGACAAGCUGCAGAAGCUGGAGAUGGAAAUUCAGAGGAUAUCCGAGGCCUACGACACUCUGAUGAAAGGCUCGGCCAAGCGGGAAGUGCUGGAGAAAACAAUGAGGAACAAAAUGGAGGCAGAAAUUAAGAGAAUGCACGACUUCAACAGAGACCUGAGAGAACAACUGGUGGAAGCUAACAAACACAGAGCAGCCAAGGAGGCCGAGAGCUCAGACCCGAGGCAGCACGUCUUUGUUAAACUGCUGGAGCAAAAUGAAGAGCAGCAGAGGGAGAGGGAACAUCUGGAGAAGCAGAUCCACCAUCUGCGUGAGUCCGGAGAGGAAUGUCAGCGGAGACGGGAGCUGCUGGAACAGGCUCUGGCCUCGGCGCAAACACGCAACCGGCAGCUGGAGGAAGAGCUUCUGCGGAAACGAGCCUACGUGAAGAAAGUGGAGCGGCUGCAGAGCGCGCUGGCUCAGCUGCAGGCGGCGUGCGAGAAGAGGGAGGUGCUGGAGCUCCGGCUGCGCACUCGGCUGGAGCAGGAACUGAAAAGCCUCAGGGCCCUCCAGUCCCAGAACCAGCCCGGUCAUCUCACGGCCUCAGACAGGAGCUUGACUACGACUCAGCAGCAGCAGCUGCGGGAGAAGGAGGAGCGCAUUCUGGCCCUGGAGGCAGACAUCACCAAGUGGGAACAGAAGUACCUGGAGGAGAGCACCAUGAGGCAGUUUGCCAUGGAUGCAGCAGCCACAGCUGCGGCACAGAGAGACACAACAAUCAUCAACCAUUCACCCCGGCAUUCUCCAAAUAACAGCUUCAACGAGGACCUGCCUCUGUUGAGUCACAGACAUCAAGAAAUGGAGAACAGGAUCCGCGUUCUCCACGCUCAGCUCCUGGAGAAAGAUGCUGUGAUCAAAGUCCUCCAGCAGCGCUCCAAAAGUGAGCAAGGCAAGCUGGACAAACAGGGCCUCCGUCCUGCCAGAUCCGUCCCCACCAUCCACACCGUGACCUGCAGCUCGGAGAGGAAAGGAAAGAGCCUAUCAGAUGACCUGACAGGUGCUUCGGUGCCAAACCCUUCAUCCGUCGUCACAGCCAAGGGUCCACGUCAAGACGCUAGAACUCAAAGUGAUGUGCAGGAACCGGCGGUCACUGCAGAGUCCAGCAAACCCAAAGCAUCUGAGAGGAUCUCAGAAGCCCCAACCGAGGAGCCAAAGGCCUCGCUCAAAAGCAUCAACAGCGCAGACUCAGAGGCCAUCGAAAUCCUGAUAUGAGGAGAACAAAGUGUUUGCUUGAGGUCUUUUUCAAGACCUGCUCGGAUGUCUGGUCUGAAACAGACGGUGGUGCAGUUCGUAGAAGAGAGCUGAGCUUUCCUUCUGCUGCUUCUGCCCGUUUCACAAGUGGAAUUCUUCAAGGUACCUGGACAGUAUUCUGUGAGGCGACAGGAACUGGGCUGCUGGUGGUGCAUGUUGUUAGUGUUUUGUUGAAAAUGUAUAUUUAUACUGAAGAAAAAAAGCUGCUCUUGAUGAUGUGACAGUUGAAAAGGUGACUUGUGUUAGAGUGCUCCACUUGUUAAAUUAUAUCUCCAUAACUAUAUGAUUAUUCUUGUUUGGAGUUUUUUUGUUUAUCUUAAGUUUGUUGUAGCAUCUAUGUUAGCAUACCUUUUAAAGUAAUAGGAAUAUUUAUAAAGAAACCCAGGAUAAGCAUGCUAUGUGUUUUACUGUCAUGUCUGAGGAUUAUUCUGUUUCAGCCCAAAUUUAAAUCUCCAGUUGCCCCUCUCUGUGAAAUAGGCUUGUGCUCCCAUCUCAGUGGGGAGUUUUGAAUGUGGAGCUUGCAACUUCUCUCCUAAAAAAGCCUUCGAGGAUUGACAGUGUUUCACUGGGGUCCAAUCUUCCGGAUCCCGGAUUAAUGUUUGGCUACCGCCCAACAUUUUGCUGCCCUCCGAUGACACUCCGGAGCUAAUCUUCUCACAUUCCUCACUGGGGUAAUGCUCCAGUUAAAGAAAACGGCUAUCUAAAGUCUGACCCCUCGGCCUUGUAAAAAUGGCACACAUUCUCCACAGGAUUCCUUCCCGGGGCCGCUGAUUUCUUUUGGGCGAUGGUAGCUGGUUCUAUCAUGAGCACAGUAAUGGGCGGCUAUAACUGGCCCGCAUUUGCUACUCUAUUUGUUGUCUCCAUCACUGUGAUAUAUUCGGCCAUGUUUUCUUCAUUGCUCAGCUAUCUCACAUUCUCUGAGUGGGCUAUAUGCUCAGCAAUGGACACCUCUAUUUAUUUCUCCCUGCUUAAUGUAGGAUUACCGAACACUGCUGAAUGUAAACUACUGUUUUUAAGGAGAAUGCUCUGUCUGGAACUGGAAAGAGUCACCGUUUUCAUCUAUUUUUGGAUUUAAAGGCCUGUAAAUGUAAUUAAGAAUAUGAAAGUUUUGCUUCAAUUUGUGGAAGGAAGCAUCAACCCCAUCAUUCAUAUUUUCCCCCAUAAUGCAUAUGCUGGUCAAUGCCAUUUCCCAGUUUUCUUCUUUGUUUUCCUGAAUGUUUACACGAAUGGCUGUUUGAAGCAAGGAAAUUUAAUAUAUUUAUGUGUGUUAGUCAUUUAUAUAUCUGUAAACUGUUUUGGUUUUCAUGUGCCAAAGAUGUCCUCCACCUUUAAGUUAUGUCACAAGAGGCACUGCUAAUGUGCUUCGCUCCAGCUCCAUGACGUUGCUGUGAACUUUUGUAAAGGAAACGUUUGUCUUUUUGCCGCAGCAUUUCACAAUAAUAGAUUAAAAUUCUUAAUAUAUACCAGA
Molecule: messenger RNA, 4000 nt
Organism: Oryzias melastigma (Indian medaka)
Lineage: Eukaryota; Metazoa; Chordata; Actinopteri; Beloniformes; Adrianichthyidae
Gene: amotl2a
Product: angiomotin like 2a
Exons: 11
Coding region: 424-2493 (689 amino acids)
Biological process (GO): establishment of cell polarity involved in ameboidal cell migration; hippo signaling; actin cytoskeleton organization
Cellular component (GO): bicellular tight junction; plasma membrane; cytoplasmic vesicle
Source: RefSeq, a predicted model, not a curated record